Fulvia fulva is the source of this 1509-nucleotide messenger RNA. RefSeq lists its product as uncharacterized. Lineage: Eukaryota; Fungi; Ascomycota; Dothideomycetes; Mycosphaerellales; Mycosphaerellaceae. The transcript has 2 exons. The record is from RefSeq and is a predicted model, not a curated record. Bases 1 to 1509 code for a protein of 502 amino acids.
AUGGAGAUCUGCGGCCAUCAAAUCUUUCCAGAGCUGGUUGAGAAGCCAAAGCCGCGCAAGUCUUCCAGCAAUUGCCUUGGCGGCAUGAUCAAGGACCUCGAACGCAAACAACGCGAAGAGACAGCUGCACGCAUUGCCGCGGUACGGGAGGCGCAACAGAAAGAAGCAGAUUUCCAUCUUUCUGACGCUGAAGACUACUUCCCAGACGAUAUCCGAGAUGUCAGAGUGUCCGGCCAUACGUCUUGCAAACUCCUGGAGUUGCCGCCCGAUAUUCUCAACCUCAUCGUGGACCAUUCCGUACCUCAGAAACAAUCGAGAAGCGGAGAUGGUCAGACUUACACAGCAGCUCUCAAACACCUCCGUCUGAUACAUCCUUGUUUCGCGAAUCUGCGCUUGCUUCUGAACAGGCUCUUCGGCAGUCUCACGCUCAGAGCAGACCCAGAUCAGCUUCGAGAGCUCGAUAAGGGCAUAAAACGUGUUACCCCGUUCGUGAAAAAGGUCGUUUUCUCCACAGUCAAGGUUAAGCGCUCGACUUUGGCCAAAAGGAAACGGAGAGAUCACAGCAGCGAGAUAAGGAGAGUCCUGGGCCGUCGAACGGAGAAGAUUGUCGAAGAUGGGAGUCUACCAGCGGCUUGGUCUAGCUUGAUGAAGCAGUGUCCGAACCUAUCAGAGUUUCGUAUCGCUCAGGGCCUCGUCGACUCAGAAAACAUUGAUCUCGGCCCAAGUGCCCGAGACCUGUUUAGAAUCGUGGUGAAAAGCAUCAUCGCCGCCAGCAAACAGCCGCACAACCUCUCUAUCGACUACGUUACUGACGAAGACAGAAUCUGGAUCACCUUGGCAGCAUGGCAAGAGCUCGACUUCACGAAGCUGACGGAGCUUGAUCUGUCUAUCACCAUGGAACACGGUCAUAAAAAUUGUGCUCCUGUUCUGGCCUUCAAAGAGGAAGCGCGGGCGCUGCUUGCACAUGUGCUGCAGGAAUCUAGCGGGUCAUUGCAGAAAUUGACGGCUUCUGGGCACGUCUUGGAGGCACUUCUCGAGAUGGAUGUGCUUAUACCAGAUCUGCGCGAAGUCUGUCUGAACGGUCGUUAUCGGGGCAUCGAUCUUGUACGGUUGGAGAGACUGAUUAACGACCUCGGUGGCUUGAGGACUCUGCGCCUGAAACAGCUCAGCAGCGACCGAGAGAACGGCAUCGAGCAUUGGCGGCCAAUCUUUGCAGCCAUUCGACAUCAUACGAAUGAUCUUCACGUCGAAUUCAACAGUGUCCACAUCUACGGUCACUCGACAUUCCAGUGGAGACUGAACUACAACCAUCAACCGCUGCAGCCUGCAAUUAAGGUCAACAAGGGCGAAACCCCUGGCGAGGCCAUGAAUAAGAUGGCCAAGAACUACAUGUCGAAGCAUGGAGACUGGUAUGUUCUGGAGUCGUGGAAUGCUGUGUUGCACGAAAACAGUACAAACAGCGAUCUACAGCUGUUUGGGCAGGGUUGGCAAAGCGAUGAGGAUCAAUGA